Lucilia cuprina (Australian sheep blowfly) is the source of this 7437-nucleotide messenger RNA. RefSeq lists its product as uncharacterized. Bases 102 to 4460 code for a protein of 1452 amino acids. Gene Ontology annotation, cellular component: plasma membrane. Lineage: Eukaryota; Metazoa; Arthropoda; Insecta; Diptera; Calliphoridae. The transcript is spliced from 18 exons. Gene Ontology annotation, molecular function: protein binding. The record is from RefSeq and is a predicted model, not a curated record.
GAUUAACAACUAAACUUAAAAAUCUUGCAAAAAGUAUACAUGUUACAUUAACAUCUAAAUACCAACAAUAAUUAAACACUUAAAAUACACAAGUUAUAAAAAUGACUAUAAAAUGGCGACAGAAAUACAAAAACAGAAAAGAUAUGCAACAACGACAGCAGCAGCAAAAACAAUGUCAAAUGGAGCCAAAUGCAGUAAGGGCAACGUCAACGACAACAAUAUCAAUAACAACAACAAAAGCAAUAAGCCACAAUAACUAUCAAAAUAUAAAUAUAAACCAGAGCAGCAACAGAGAAAACAAAAACAAAAAGAAUGUGCAAGACGAUGUGGCAAACAUGAGCAAUUUAACUAAUGGUUUUAAAGUGCAGCAAAAACAACGACAACAAGAGCUGCAACAACAAAUAAACUUUAAGAACAAUUGUUUUACGAAAACAACUCCAACUACUUCCACUUGCAACACAACUACAACUCACACAACAGCAAUAACUACAGACACAUAUAAUAGCAUGGGAUGUAGUAACACAACAAUAGAACAACACAAUGUUAGUGAAAAACAAAAUCAAAUAGUACAGCUGCAACUCCAGGAAACCCAAAAGUUGCAACCAGAUUUUACAUUGAAACAAUGUGCCCCAUCAAUGGAUGUGAUAGAAAAUGCAAUAACAUUAAAAUGGCGCCACAAACAACUGCAGCAACAAAAGCAAUACACAUACAUUACUAACAACAACAUUAACGACAACAAUUGUUUGCAUAAACCAAGUUGGUAUGCCACCACCAUCAGUCCAACACUACCAGCUACACCAAUGACGACCAUUGACACUUUAUUAACUCCCUUAAAUACUGCCACAAAUGCACUACAAACCAAACAAACAACAGCAGCAACAAUAACAAAAACAAUAACGGAUUGUGAUAUUCAACGAAAAUCGAGAGUUAUCGUUGAUUCUUUGCAUAUGAAAUCAACACUUGCCACAAACAUUGCCACAACAAUGAUGACAUACCACAAACUGCCAACAUUUUUUAUUAUAUUCAUUUGUUUGUUUGCCACAACAGCAGCAGCAAAAUCAUCCUCAUCAUCGUCAGCAGCAUCAUUGUCGUCAUUUUCAUCACUUGCGGCACUUAAUAACUCCUCAAUACAGCAGCAAGAAUCACCUGUAGUUGCUGCUGUGUCAUCAUUAUCAUCAGCGUCGUCAUCAUCAUCCUCAUCGUUAACGCCUGACCUCACAGCCAAAUCUCUACCCAUGUUGGCCUCCACCAUUCCACAGUGUUCCCUUUCCGAAUACAGCUGUACAAAUGGUCGCUGUGUGCCUCUAAGUAAAUAUUGUAACAAUAUCAAUGACUGUGGCGACGGCAGUGAUGAACCACGAUUUUGCUCACGUUGUAAUCGUACUUAUUAUGGUGAUAUUGGUUUAACUUAUUCCUUGGAGUUGCAUCGUCCCAAACAGGAUCGUCUGCCUUAUGUAUGUGUUUUAACAUUUACCGCCGCGGGAGGCCAACAUGGUGAUGUUGUACAGGUGACUUUGGAUAGUUUUACUAUAGGACGUUUUACCUCUUAUACACAAGAUGGCUGCCCGGAUGGUUAUAUGCAAAUAGCUGAAUCAGCCCGUACACCCAUUGGCGGCAUGUGGUGUGGCACCUCAUGGGGACCAGUUUUAUUUUAUAGUGAAUCUCGUUCUUUGAUAUUUACCAUUAAAUUAAAUAAAUUAGCACGUGAUCAAAGCGGUUAUAAUUUUGAUUUUCGUAUAAGAUAUAAAGUUUUAUCCCGCGAUAGUUCUGUUACACGUUAUGGUGGUAUUAAAGUUGAAGAUCUCCAACAGUGGCAUAAUCGUAGCAGUUUCUUGCAUCAAAAUGCUGUAGACGAUUUCACCAAUACCAGCGGUGUACAUUCGGAUCGUUAUGGUCAGGAUUUUAGUUUAUUUAGUGCUUAUGCCAAUAAUAAAACAUUUUUAAAUUCUCUCAAUAAUCAAAUGACUAAGGAUGAACAUAAUUACACCGAACCCAAAUACUAUUUAGGUGAUUUAAUACCCGGUACCUAUUGUUCCCGCAUAUUUAGUGACUGUGAUAAGAAGGCCUGUCGUUUGCAAUCACCAAAUUAUCCUGGUAUAUAUCCAAGAAAUUUAACCUGUUACUAUGCCGUAAGACAGCACGAUGUACCCCAUGGUAAACAUGCGUUAAUUUUAGUCAAACAACCCAAAGGUAAUCUGGUAUGGAUUUCAACACAGGACACAACCAAUGUGAAGGUGGCACCCAGCACCAAUGAAAAGGAUAAGAAAUUUGAGCCAAGAUUGAAGACCUGGUCGGAUUGUGAUCACAUACAGGAAACAUCAAACUAUAGAAGGAAAUCGACGGACUACGUGACCGUAUAUGAUGGUUAUACAACGCGUGAUCCAAUUGUAUUGAAAUUCUGUGGUGGUGGUCAAGCUGUGCCCGCAGCAGUCUCUAGUGGUCCCGAAUUAUUGGUAGAGUUUACAACAUCACCAUAUGGUACAUUUACAGGAAGUUCAUCGCAAGUAUUGCCUUUGUAUGGUUUUCAGUUGGAGGUUGAGGUAAUAUUUGUGGAUAUACAAUCACCUACCUAUUCAAAAAAUAAGAAACCUUGUGAGUUUUGGAUUAGAGGUUCGGGACGUGGUAUCUUAGAGAAUCCUAAACAUUCUUUGGCCCCUAACACCACCUGUUUGUAUCAUUUACAAGGUGUGGGUAUUUUUAAGACUUUCGAUCAUUUAAGUCUUUCACGUCGUACCAAUGCCCAGGGUCUACAUCAUCCACCUUCACGAUUUAAGGUGUGGAUUUCUAUGUUGAAAUUUAAUUUAGAUCCAGAAUUUGGUAACAUUGAUGAAACGUCAGUGGGUGCUAUAGGUGUUCUGCAGACUCAGGAGGAUUGCAGUGGUAUGCUGCGCAUAUGGGAUGGUUCGAUGAGGGAGCCUCCCAUAUGCAAGGAUUUAAAUUGCAUGACUGAAACCAACCAAGUUCACCCUUCUCUACAACAAUAUUCCCACAAUACCACCAAUGUUAUUGCAAGAUAUUGCCGCGGUACAGUGCCUCGAACAUGUGAUCGAGCAAAUAUAAAUGAAACUUAUGCCCGACCUUGUACAGUUUCCGAAAGUUAUGUGUCGAGUGGAGAUUCUAUAACUUUAGAAUUGAAAAACACGGAAUCAACAGUCUUAAGACCCUUAGAAUUUAAACUAAAAUACGAAUUCAUCGAUUUACAUCAGGAUGGCUUACCCAUGGGUGGCGGAGAACUUGACUGCAAUCGUAAAUUCGUUAGUAAUCUAAUGGAUCGUAAAGAUCCUGCGAUAUUUCGCAGUGUACGCAAUAUAUUUCUAUUUGGUCGUGGUGGUACACGAAAUCUUAAGUGCGUCUAUAAAUUUGAAGGCAUGAGAAGUGAACGAGUUCGCAUAAAAUUACGCAAAGUCACCACCAUGAAUAGGCAUUGUAUGUCACGUGUGGAUGAGGAUAUAAAUAGGUCAUUCUGUUAUGGUGAUACCAGUGUUAAGGUUGAGAUAUUCGAACGUCCGUAUCAUGACACAAUAUUAUUGCCACGCGGUUGCCUUUGUAAUUCAUCGAACUCAUCACAUUUACCAGUUGAAUACACAUCGACAAGUAAUGAUGUUGAAGUUCAUUUUACUGCCUACAAUAUGACAACGUUGGAUGAUCCAGAUGCUUUGAAUUUUGAGGGAAUGUUUGAGUUUAUCAAAGGACCAUCGAAUUGUAAAGAUGGUCGUAGGAAAUUUGGUCCCAGCGGCACCAUCGAUAUGACAUUCGGAGAUAUGGAAUGUCGCACCCGCCCUUGGCUUAUUGAACCAUCGAAUGGUAAUAAAUUCUUGUACAUACGUUUGAAAGCGAUUUUCCUGCGUAAAUACAAUCCUAAAAAGGCCAUGAACACUACCAUAGUGGGUACAAGUUCAUAUCGUUGUGAAACUAAAGCCAGAGCUGUACUAACUACUGCAGAAGGUUUAACAAUCACAGCAUGCCCACUGGCACCUGAUUCAAAAGCCUAUGAAUAUGUGGAGAUUUUCAGUGCUGGCUGGAAUGAACGUCCUAAUUUUGCCAUUGCAAAUCGUUCAAAAGCCAUUAGUGUAGAGUUCCUAAGACCAGAGAAUGGUGACUUUUCAUUUAAUUGGAUGGAAUUGAUACCAGGACCAACACUCAGUAUAGCAGAAGAAUGCCAGUAUAAAUGCUCUGAGUUGAAUGCCUGUGUUAAUGUUAGUGUUUGGUGUGAUGGCAUACAACAUUGUCCCUCAGGUGAUGAUGAAACUUUCCUGCAAUGCUCGGCCAUUAUGAAAUUACCUACUGAAAUUUUGGCAACAUUGUGUUUGAUUAUUGUACUCUUCUGUUGUGCAUUUGCAGCGUUUGCCUACAAAAAAAUCAAAAGAAAAUUAAGAGGCUCAUCAGUUUUGCAGACACGUUUGAAAUCCUUAAGCUCCAUGGAUACAGCCGUUUUGGAUGAGAAAGAAGUGAUUUGCUGACAAAGCGACAAUUCUGUGCGAUAUGUGGAAAUAGAUCGGGUCACUACAGUCUGACCACAUUCUAUGGAAACACUUGAUAAAAUAUCGCACAGAAUUGUGCCUCUUGCUUGUAGACUGUUAUAAACUAAAUUACUAAAUAUAAAAAAAUAAUUAAAUACUUACUACUAAAUUACUACUAAUUAAUACUAAAUAAUAGUUAAUAAUACAAAAGUAACUAUAUAUUAUAAUUACCAUAAAACAAAUUUAUAAUUUAAACAAACUAACAGACCGUAAGACAUACACAAUUAAGUAAUUAAAAAUCUUACAAGACAAAACAAAACUAAUUAAUUAAUGACAUAAUACUUAAUAUUAAAAUUGAUUUAAAACAGACAACACUUGUUUUUAUGGCAACUUUUUAAUAAGAAAUCAAUGAAAAAGUAUAAAUUAUUUAAUUGAUUUAUGCUAAAGAAUGAAGAAAAAACUCAAACUCAAUCAAAAACAAAAAACCAAUAAACACUUUGUUAAAUCUCACACAUAUUUUCUACGUAAAUGAUACAAAAAAAUAUAUAAAUAUUAAAAAAAAUCAUACAUAUUAAUUUGUGAAUAGUUAAGUCUUUAACUUUAAUUAAGUAGUAACAGUUAUUUAAUUAAUUAUUAUUCUGCUCCUUUUAAAGGUUUUAGUUAUUUAAUUGGUUUUAUUCGAAAAUGAAAAGUAUUAAUCGAUAGACUAGACCAAAGUAAAAAGUAAAAGAAAUGCAAUGAUUGUGGGUAAUUUCUCUGGCCAUUAAUUAGUUAUAAACUAAACUAUUUAUAAUUGAAAAUAAAAAAGAUGAGAUUUUAAAGAUUAAAAAAAUUGAAACUGGGAUGUUUUACGCCAAUAAUAACCUAUUAAGAAAGAUAUUGAAGAAUGAUUCUCAACGACUGAACUUCGUUCGGAAGAAUUCUUUGAAUAUCGGUACUAUUAGUCCUUAAUAAUUAACAAACCUCCAAACAGGUAUCAGGAUCCAGCUCUUAAUGAAGGACCCUCUUUAUCUAAGAAGACCUCAUUUUGCUUAAAACGUCUUAUGAGUCUAUUUAAGUAAGUUUGGGUUGAAAGAAGCCUACUACUUACAUAUGAUCCAAAAAAAACUCUACGUUUAAAGGACAAUUUUCUUCGAAGGACUCGAUUUUAAGGGUGUAGUUCCUAAGUAAUUUGUAUCAAAUUUAGACGAAAUGUUGACAAUGACAAAUAAGUUGUUACAGCAUUUUCAUGUCAUUUCCACUCUGCUCGUUCGACUUACUUAUUCUCAGGAUUCUUCUUUCUGUUUCUGUGCCAACCAAUAUAAACUUUAUGAUCUAAAGUAGGAUGCUACUGCAUACUUCAUAAGAUUCUUGGUCCGGAUCCGACAUUUUCUACGUUAUAUGUACAAUUUUCUUCAAAAGACAUGUUUGCAAAAUCAGAACUUAGAAAUUUCCGAGGAAAGUAAUCUCUCCACAUGCUCUCCAGUCGUCAGAAUUCGCUCAUUCAAUUAGUCAAAUCAGCGUCUUGAUAUCCUCAAACAUUUUCUUUUUAGAAUUCUCCCUACUGUUCUAGUGUUCCAAGAGAAAAUGUGGAAUCCUCCAUCAGUUGCUGAUCUUCGAAGUGUAUUUGCAUUUUCAGGCAACCCGGAUAUAAUCGGGUAUUUCCGUUCCAACAAAUUGAUAAAUGUAGAAAUAAAGUCAUUCCUAGGGAUAAUCAUAACUAAAACCGGAGAAAAUCCUUGAUUUAAUUCCUAGAAAUAACCGAUAUAAAUGCGAAUAUGGGUUGUCUUGUAAAGUUGCACUGGCGAAAAAGUUUCACAUCAUACUUUUCCCAUAAUUCUGGUCCAACAAAUAAGUAACUAUAGAUAAGAAAUCUUUCCAAGGGACAAUCACUACAAGAACAAAUUGAAAUGUCAUCAAGGGAAAAUCAUUGAUUUGAUCUGUAGAAGAUUGGUUGUAUGUAACGAAAUUGAAAGCGGAUCUUACAAUGUUGCAAUGAUGAAAAAUUUCACAUCAUACUCCUCCAAAGUUAUAUAUCAACAACUUUGGCAAAGUGUUUCUCCUCUUGUAAACUACCAGCCUAUUGUUAUAGAUUUAGAACCGUCAACAUAUUAACAAAGAACUUACAAGGAAACAUUCAGUGAAAGACAUUUGAUCCGAUGAAAUGGUUAGAUGACAAUUCGAUCCCUAACUACUCAGCAGUUCGUCAAAGAAUCAAUGUAUUUGAAAAAGACAGCGAUUUCCACUUGAUUGGUUCUAUUUCGUCUUUGUAAACGAGGUUAAAGACAAUUGUGUCUUUAGUGUCCGCUUUGUAAGUGGACACUUAAAAAACAAACUUCCUAUGACUUCCUAGUAGGACAUGUGCACAUAGAAUAAAUGGUAGUUCAGGAUGGUCCGACUGUACUGAUGGGUAUUUGCUACAAAUUAAUAGCGAUUGAAUAUCGAGAAUGCUGCAUUAAUGCCACAAAUUACAAAUAGGAAAAUAUGCCUUCGAGAAGCUCCAAGCCUUCUACCAAAUAUGAAUGGCAAAAUUGGCUAUAGUUGAAGAAAUAAAAAACCAAUCUUAAAGACAGGAAUCAGGUCUGAGAUUUAGACUGCUAUGAAGUCUCUAAAAUUGUCUUGUUAAGACGACAUGACAAACAGAAAUGUUUGCAGAAACUGGUGUUCACUAUGUCCCAUGAUCGAAUUUUGCAGCCAAAUAUGUUCAAGGUUCAAACUUUGUUUCAUGUUCAUGGGAUAUACUAAAGAUCACUAUUUUUAUUAAGAGUUUAUAAAGUGACAUCUUAAGUAAGUAUCUUCAAAUAAGUAUUCUCAAAGAACGUUCUAAACAAUUCUUUUAAAUCUCAUCUCUAAAUAUUUCAUAACUCCUUAACAAAUCAAAACUAUAAAAUUAACAAACAUGUAUUCAAGAAACUAUUAUUUAAAAAAAAACUAAAACUAAAAAUUAAAUAAAAUUAAGUGAGUUAAUUAAAAAUAAUUUUCAAGCAUUCAUUAUGCG